AUGUUGUUUCCAUCGUCGCGACCAUAUCGUAUACCAUCAUCGACUGCUGAUUCUCAGUAUGAAACAACAGGUUAUUCAUCGUCAUCUUAUACCAAGCGGCCGCGUUCUUCAAUUAAAUCGGAUCUCUAUGCUGUGCGUAAUGUUGCACCAAAUGGUAAUCCAUCCUCUCGUCAAUAUCCAUCAACUCGGCGACGUAGUAAUUACUCAAAUGAACCCCUAUCAGAUGUUUUAAAUUAUGAAUAUUCUCAAUCCGAACAACAUCAGCCGAUUUAUUCUACAAUUAAUACAUCACAACGGCCGACAGUAAACUAUCUUCUACCGUAA
Messenger RNA from Adineta steineri, 324 nucleotides. Lineage: Eukaryota; Metazoa; Rotifera; Eurotatoria; Adinetida; Adinetidae. The record is from the annotation of a GenBank genome assembly.